CGGCGGAGGCUGCGGCGGCGGCGGCCCAGCGGGGGCGCGAAGGGUGCCGCGGCCGCUGCUGCUGCUGCUGCCUGGGCCUGAAACAAGAUGGCGGCCCCGAGCGAGUACUUCAGUGUGGGCAGCCAGGUGUCGUGCCGGACUUGCCAGGAGCAGCGGCUGCAGGGCGAGGUGGUGGCCUUCGACUACCCUACCAAGAUGUUGGCGCUCAAAUGCCCUUCUUCAAGUGGCAAAGCUAACCAUGCAGAUAUCUUGCUUGUAAACCUACAGUAUGUUUCAGAAGUGGAAAUAAUUAAUGGCCGUACAGAAACUCCCCCACCUUUAGCUUCACUCAAUGUUAGCAAGCUUGCAAACAAAGCACGGAUGGAGAAGGAAGAAAAGCUGAGCCAGGCAUAUGCAAUUAGUGCUGGGGUCUCUUUGGAAGGACAACAACUUUUCCAGACUAUACACAAGACUAUUAAAGAUUGUAAAUGGCAAGAGAAGAAUAUAGUCGUGAUGGAAGACGUUGUCAUUGCCCCUCCGUACCAAGUGGAAAACUGUAAAGGCAAAGAGGGGAGUGCCCUAAGUCAUGUACGCAAAAUAGUUGAGAAGCAUUUUAGAGAUGUUGAAAGCCAAAAGGUGAUGCAGCGUUCACAAGUGCAGCCAACACAGAAGGAAAGCGCCCUCUCAUCCUGAGUCCCGCCUGCCCUUCCUGGUUGCGACAGAUUGCUCCUGCGGGGGGUGGGGGUGGGGGGAACCCUUCGAACACGCAGCAGUGGAUGACACAGACUUCUUUUUUCGAAAAGAGGUCAGGGGAGGGCAGGGGGGUUCCACUUCUUUUUUGCGGUGGCCCUGUAAUGAUGGGACCCACAGCUUCCGGACUUUAGACUUCAAAAAUAAGAGAAUAAUUUAAAAACUCAUUCAUUACUUGACUAACAGACUCUUUACUUUGCCCAUCAGGUUUCCCCCCAAAACAGUCAGCUGUCUUGUAUUUGAAGUUUUUCUCCCUCCCACAAUCUUUUUUUUUUUUAGCUUUAAAGAAAUCAGUUCCAUGCCACCCUUAUUCCUCCUGUAUCAUAAAUAGGAGAAUUCAUUUUCCCACUUGUCCUAUUAAAAACAUAGAGAAAACAGAAAAUAACAAGCUGACUGAUAUUGUAAUCGGGACCUUUGUGUGACUGGCGAUCUCUCAUUUUGGUUUUUGUUUGCACAGGGCAAGGCUUGAAUUAGCCUUAUUUUUCUUAUCUCAAAAUAUAUAUAUAAUAAAUAUAUAUAUAUAUAAGAUGUCCUUUAAAUAUUUUCUGCUUCUUGCAGUACUCGCAGCAGGGAUCAUGGCAGAAAAAAAAAAAACCCAGAAAAACAAAUGCAUGUUUCUCUGCUAAUCAAUCUGGCCUUUUGCAGGCAACAUUUUUCAUGCAUAACUCUGGAGAUUGCCCAAGUGUUGAAGCCAGGGCUUUAUUUGGGGGGGGGCAUAGCCUGUGGCAGGAGAACACAGAUGGAUUGCAGCUUUUUUCUUAUGGUCUUUCACAAGUUGAGCUUGUAUGUUCCUUUUCCCCCCCAUAAAUCAGAUCUCUGGGAAUGCUGCUGUUUUGGAGCUGCUGAGCAACAACCUACGGUACUCUUGGGAGUAAUUUUAUUCUCUCAAAGGAUAUGAAAACUUGAAGUUCUUGGAGCUUCCAUGUUGUUCAUGGGCUGUUCCUUUGGCCAUACCAAAGCACACCUGGAACUCUCUGUAGAACAAGGUUGCUUGAGUAGAGCCUGUGGCUGACAUAUGUAUAUCUUGCACCUUGUAUUCCAACCUGGAGUUGGAAAGAGACAUGAAGGUUUAGAGUAAGUCAAUACAUGGUUGUGCUCAGCUUCAGUCUUAACUGCACUGGCCUCUUUCCUCUGAAAUAAAUAGUUCUGAAGAGAUUGGACAGUGGGUGAACCUGGGAUCCUUUCGGUUUUGAGAGAUGCACUUUUUUGUUGCUCCUCCUGGCAGUGGUGCCUAGUUAUAUCAAAGUAAAUAUAAGUGCCAUAUGUCAUUUGUACUUUGCUCCUCGUUGAAUACAUGUCCAUAAGGCACAAGUAGCCAUUGUUUGGAGAAAUAAAAUGUGAUGCUCUUGGGGAAAACCAUCUCCAUGCUGUGGGUAGCGAAAAACUACUUGCAGAUAGUACCUGCUUUCAAAAAGUGUUGUUCCUGCCCAGAUCACUGGCAUUCCUAAAUUCUAGCUUGCAAUUCUGGGGUACAUUUCAGUACAUAGUGUUCUGAUCAGCUUUUAAUCUCAAGGACCCUAGUCACAGAGUGGUCUUCAGUGAUACUGCAUAUAUCCGAUUUGUAUCUCCCAGGCUGACCGCUCCUCAUAAACAUCCUUGCCUUGGAAUUUUUUCGCGAAUAAAUUGAUUUUGAUUUGGACAACAGGUCGGUUUACAGAGAACUUUUCUUGCCAUGAUCUCUUCUUCCCUUCCCCCUUUUUUUUAAAGAAAUGGAUCAAAUUUUAAAUAAUUCAAGCCCUGCCUUUCAGAAUGGA
Molecule: messenger RNA, 2483 nt
Organism: Pogona vitticeps (central bearded dragon)
Lineage: Eukaryota; Metazoa; Chordata; Lepidosauria; Squamata; Agamidae
Gene: LSM12
Product: LSM12 homolog
Molecular function (GO): RNA binding
Source: RefSeq, a predicted model, not a curated record